Molecule: messenger RNA, 1140 nt
Organism: Rhizoctonia solani
Lineage: Eukaryota; Fungi; Basidiomycota; Agaricomycetes; Cantharellales; Ceratobasidiaceae
Product: Retrotransposable element Tf2 protein
Exons: 2
Coding region: 1-1140 (379 amino acids)
Source: RefSeq, a predicted model, not a curated record
AUGGCAACCCGUUCCCGGAGCACCGCUCGUCCCCAAUCCCCUCUCAAUCAAGGAGAGUUGGGACCCACUCUUCAGGCAACCGCCGAUGAGUCAGGAAGCCUCAAACCAGAGGUCUAUGGGGAAAUAUCCCUUAGCCGCGCAAUCUCCCUCCUCCUGGGGUUGCAAAACCAAGUCAUCCGGCUCAAGCGGGAACUCGAGGAAAUCAAGGAAGUCAACAAGGAAGCCCAAGACUGGAUGGGAGCAGUCGACCAAACCCUCACUUGCAUCGAGGCUAGCAAUGGGCCUCAACCCCACACACAGAAGACCGGAAACCACCGGCAUGCGCCCCUCAUUGCCUGGGCCAAUCCUACCAAGCCUCCCAUCACCUUUGCCCAACCAACCCCUAUCCGGGCCCCCCCAAGAGUCCAGACUCCCGCUCCAUCUUUGCCUAUCAGACUUCGCUCCCCCGUUGCCCCUCCACCAGCGGCUCCAGUAGCUGCAUAUCAAGCCCCCGUCAAGGUGGAUCAUCCUGACGCCUACACAGGGAAGAUUGGGAAUGAGUCACAACAAUGGCUCACAAGAAUGAUGGCAUGGGUCCGCCUGAAUCAGCGCAUGUUCCCAACGGAUCAGGAAAUACUCUCGUUCCUUCUAAUGAACAUGAAGGACACCGCAGGAGCGUGGGCACAUCCCCACCUCGACCAACUAGGGUCCCACAGGGCCAUCAUCCAAACGGUUGAGGAUUUCAGGAGGGAAUUCCUGGCAGCAUUUGGGAAUCCAGACGCCACAAGGGCCGCGGAGCGGCAAAUCACCCACCUUACUCAGACAGGCACCUGUGCUGAGUAUAUCACAAAGUUUAGGACCAUUGCCAUGGACCUAGACUGGAACAACGCUGCCCUCCGUGGGCAAUUCGCACGUGGCCUCCACUGGGAGGUCAGCCGCCUCAUCGCCACUCGAGAGCGGCGCCCAACUACCCUCCUGGAGCUGCAAAACGCGGCCCUGGUCAUUGACAAUGCCCUCCGCGAGGAACGCGCCAGCCACCCGCCCAAGGGUAAUAAGUCUGGAACUUCCUCCACCCCCAAUAGGGGGGCGAGUACCGGCCAACAGGCCACAAGACCAGGACGCCUUUCCAGCGAUCCCAACUUUGUCUCCAAGGAGGAAUGA